AUGACCUUUGAUUAUUCCCAGGAAGAAGAAAAUAUUGAUUUAAUGUGUAGUGGCUCUGAUUCUUUGACAACAAACUUGCCAACUAUAAAUAUUGAAAAGAAGAAAUACAUUAAUAUUUCUAAAACAGUAAGGAAGAAAAAUUCACCUGAAAUUAGGGACACAGAACAUAAGAAAACGUAUGAAACGUCAUUAUUCCUGUCUAAAGAAGAAAAAUAUUAUGAGUUUUCACGAGAAAAAAAAGUCCAGAGAAAGAGAAAUUUACAGAUACAGCUGCACAGUAAAAGAACUGAGGGCUGUUUCUUUGACAGGAAGAAGGAAACACCUUCUAACCUCUCCCUGACAUUAUAUGAAGCAGUACCUGAAGCAUACUUACAAUUCCAAGAACUAAGUGGCCUUGCUAGAGCCUGCAAAAUUUUUAGUAAAGUUCGAAGUGGUAAGAUUUAUGUGAAUGAUUUGCCAAUGGUCCUUCAUACCUUGAAGAUUUCUAUGAGUGAUUCAGAAAUGCGGCAAAUACUAAAGACUGUUGAUAUUGAUGCAUUCCAGGACGCCUUGAAGACUUUUCAUAGGAUACAAGGUGGUAGAGUUGCCACUGCUGAAGUGGCUGAUGUUUUGGAAAGCAUGGAUGUCUCUAUAAGUCCUGAAGUAUUUGAGGAAAUUUUAAGAUAUACUUAUGUUGACAGUAAUAACAUGGUGGAUAUUGGAGAUGUUGUAUUUCGGUUGGAUGAUCUACAACAACAGUAUGAAGAUAUUGCAAUUACAGAUGGCUCAGUUGUGGAUGAAGAUACUUUAAGUAGAAGAGUAUCAACUAUAUCAGGACAAUAUGAACCAUAUAGGAAGAAAUCCAGUUUACUUUCCAGAUCAUUUGACCAUUCACUAUCAAAAAGGUUAAAUAUAGUCCCUCCUGAAUAUCAAAGUAAAAUUUUGAAAGAAAAUGAUGACCUUGAACCUAAACAGUCAAAAACUUCGCCAGUAAGAAAGUUGUCAAGUGUGACUGAAAGCAAGUAUGUGGGAUUGCAGGAACCAUAUUCAAAGUAUGACAUAAAUGCUAAAAAACUUUCAGAGAAAGCUGAAAUUCAUGACUCCAAAUCUAAACCACAUAGCUUGAAAAGUACUACAAGCCUCAGUAAGUUUCUGGAUAAAAGUGAUAUUUAUAAUAUCCCAGAAUCUCAGAAGCCGGCUGUGAGAAGGCGUUCUACCAUCCUAAAACCAGUUUCAUCUAAGGAAAGAGCUCCAGUGAAUACCCUGGAAAAUGUCUUUGAAGCUAUCAGUAAACUCCAAGAAGAUUACAUUUCUCCAGAAGAACUUAAGUCUGUUUUGCCAUCAUUAGGGAUUACUUUAUCAGAUACAGUGUUCCAGAAGAUUGUGUCAGACACUCCUCAAAACGAAAAUGGAAUGGUGAAUUUAGAUGACUUUAUUAUGGCUGUCUCCAAGGAACAAAGUUUUCCUGAAUAUGAAGUGCUAACUGAUGUAAUUAAAGGUCUUGAUAAAAUUCAAGAUGACAGUGUUAAUUAUGAAGAUCUCAAGUCUUGUAUUCAAAAUUUUGGAGUUUACCUUUCUAAGCCUGAAUUUCGGAACAUCAUGGACUUGAUGAAAGUUGAUGAUGAGACAAAUAAGGUAAAUUUUAAAGAAUUUGUCAAUACCAUGAUGAACAACACGGAAUGCUUCUCUGAAAAAUUACAAUUGCUUGAUGCUAUUGAGAACCUCAACACUUUCAGCAAGGAGCAGGUGGAUGUUUCUGACCUGUGGAAUACUCUCUCUAAUAUGAAUAACAAUUUAAAAAAAGAUGAAUUCCUAGAUGCACUGAAAUUGGCAACUGUUGAUGAUGACAAAGUACAAUUUGGAGAAUUUGCAAAGAUUGUAAAGAAUCUGCAUGACACCUCCAGAUUGGAGGGGUUGCAUCAGAUUGCCUUAGCUCUUGACUCUCUUGGAGGUAACAAGAUAGAAGGAAAGAACUUGGAAAAUUUUCUAAGAAAUAUAGGGAUUAAGCUACCUAAAGAAGAAGUAGAGAAAAUUCUCCAGUCAGAUAUUGUUUCUGAAGACAACGUGAUGAAUGUUAACGACUGUGUGAAGGCUUUGAGGGACACCCAGAAAUUUUCCAACUUUAUUGAAUUUAGAAACGAGGCUAUAUCUACAAACCUGAAAUUACCAGAGGUAAAUGAAAUUAAAGAAGCUGCUGAAAUUUUGACUCAUACUGAUAAUGGUAAAAUUGCUAUAUCUGACUUGGAACAUGCCCUGAAAUGUUUGAAUGUUAAUGUAACUGAGAAGGACUUAUCUGACAUCCUUAAAUCUUGUGACAUCAAUGAUAAAAUGGAGGUAGAUUUAAAAGAUUUCUUAAUGGAAAUGAAAGAAACUCCACAAUUUCAACAGUCCAAAGCUACUCAGCUACUCUUAGCUACAGCCCAAACUGUCCAGAAUGAUAUAGUUGAUGUUUCUGAACUCAAGACGUUAUUACUGAAUGAUGGCUUUCAGACAGCUAAUUCCAUACUGACUGAAGUGUUGAAAAAUGUACCUGAGCAUGAAUAUGGCAAGGUUACAAUUCAGGAACUAAUGACUAAAUUCUGUGAUGUAUUGGCACCUCCGGAGGUUACAAGAGAAAAGUUUUAUAAUGCGGACAUUAACAGAAAUGAUCUUAAAGCUAUUCCUGACAUUCAGCAGAGAUUAAAUGCUAUAGGAAUCCACCUAAGAGAUGAUGAAAUACAGAAGUUUUUGGACAAUACUAAUCCUGAUGAUGAAGUGGUUCAGUUUAAGCAAUUUAUCCAAGAAUUGGCCAACACUGAUGAAUUUAAUGAGUGUCAAAGAAUCGAAGAUACAUGGAAUGUUGUCAAUUGUAUCGCUGAUGGAAAAAUUGAUGUCAAAGACCUGUUAUCUAUUUUGGAGUGCCUGAAGGAGAUUAUAAGUGAAGAAGACCAGCCUGCGGGGUCUGCCAUGGAUGAAAAAAACAUGGCCUUAAAAGCUAUAGUUGAUGAUCUCAUUAGUUCACCUAGUCUAUCAACACCAUUCCACAAUUUAUUUAAAGAGGUUACAACUCUUGAGAAUAUUAGGAAAAAUAAGAUGCCUGCAAGUGAACUGAGCUCCAAACUUCUGUCUUCUGGAGUUCCAGUAAGCUAUAAGACAUUGCAGGAGCUCAUGAGGCAAGCAUCUAUUGAAGAAAAUGAUGAAGUAAGCCUUGGACAACUCUUGGAGAAUUUGAAAGCAAGCAAACCAAAUCCUGUAUUAGAAGAUAUAAAAAAUGCUUUUAAUGCUGUCUACUUGAUGAACUCUGACAGAAUUCCACUUGGCAACUUAAAAGAAGCUCUUGAUGACCUAAACAUCAUUUUAGAGCCUGAAGAAUAUCAACUGCUAGAGGAAAUACUUGAUGUUGAUGAAAAGAGAGAGAUUUCCCAAAAGGCUGCCCUUUUAGCAUUGAAGAACAAUAAACGUUUUCAGGAUUACAGAGAUGAGAGUAAAGUGAACUUUAAAGAUUACUUGAGUAAGAUGAGGCAAAUGCCACAUUUUACUAAUAGUUCAAAAAUGAAAGAUCCCUUGAAGGUUCUGUCUUCUAUUAGGAAAAAUGUAGUUAAUCCUGGUGACUUUGUCUCCAUGAUGAAAAAACUGGGAAUUCCAUUAACCGAAGAACUGAUGGAAAGAGCAAUGAAGGAUAUGGCUGUCAGGGAGGAUGGGACAGUGAAUUUAGAAGAGCUUAUAAGUCAUUUGGUCAGUUCAGAAUUUCCAUCUGUACCUGAAAGUAAGAUUUUUAAAUUGAAUUUAGAUUGA
Messenger RNA from Jaculus jaculus (lesser Egyptian jerboa), 3753 nucleotides. RefSeq names its product EF-hand calcium binding domain 13 (gene Efcab13). The record is from RefSeq and is a predicted model, not a curated record. Gene Ontology annotation, molecular function: calcium ion binding. The coding region runs from base 1 to 3753 and encodes 1250 amino acids. The transcript has 31 exons. NCBI's taxonomy places the organism in Eukaryota, Metazoa, Chordata, Mammalia, Rodentia, Dipodidae.